UGUCAUCCAACCAAAAGAAAACCUGACCGGUGGAGAGGAGAGAAAGAGAGAGAGAGCGAGAGAGAGAGAGGGAGAGGGAGAGGAAAGUUGUGUUCGAGUUCUACCGGAUUUCCACAUGACUGCUCGGGAAGCGGGAGACUGGCUGGGGUCAGGCAAAAUGUUGAGUUUGGGGAGCGGAGGAGCGAAAUCUACCAAACCGUCAUUUGUGUCUUACGUUACACCGGAGGAAAUAAAAUUGGAAAAAGAACCACCAAAGAAAGAGAUACAUCCUGAUUUGUUACCAGGAGAAGUGGUGUUCUGCAGUGCCAGCCCCAUUCUCAAAUACACUCAAGAUGACCUCUCCCAGCGUGGCGUCUUUGGCACAUUGUUCUGUACCAAUUUUCGUGUUACAUUCAUUAUUGAUGAGAUGUUGCAGGAGGAGACUGCCAAGAACUUUAAGAACAAACUCUACGGAGAAAAUGACAUUCCAUUAAUGUGUGUGGACCAUAUCUAUGGUGUGUAUGAUGAAAAGAGGAAGCUGAUAACAGGAGGCCUUGUGAAGAACAAAUGUCCGUCCAAAAUGAUCAUCCACUGUAAAGAUCUGCGUGUUUUGCAGUUCAGUCUAACAUUCACUAAGGAGGAAGAUGCCAAAAGGAUCUUUCAAGGCAUUGCACACCAUUGUUUGGAGGAGAAAUCUCUGAAGUGUGUCUUUGCUUUUUCCUAUGCAGGUGCAACAAGCCCAGACAUGCAGAGGAAACAGGAGACAAUUCUGUUUGACUCACCAGAGGACUGGUCCCAGGAGAUGAAACGGACCAAAGCAAAAUGUAGAUUAGUCACUGAAAAUGAGAACUUUGAACUCUCUCAGAGGUUACCAAAAUACUUUGUCAUCCCACCAGCACUAGAGGAUAUAUUCAGCUACCAAGGAAGGGGAUUACCAAUCUGGUGUUGGUCUCAUCACAGUGGUUGUGCUCUGUUUAAAGCGUCUGUCAUGCCGGUGACACAGGAAGACGGGGAUUUUCAUAAGCACUUGGACAUAAUGAUAAAUGCUGUUGCGCAUAAUUACCUGUACUCUGUAAAAACAGAGGACCUCUCUGAAUCACUUCCUACCAUCCAAGACAUCCAGCAGUCAUACAACAAGUUCAAACAGUUCUUUCUUAUUGAUAAUUCAACAGAGUUUUGGCUAUCAGAUGUGAAAUGGUUCUCGUCCCUUGAGAGUUCAGGUUGGCUUGACAUUAUCAGACAAUGUCUCCAGAAAUCUGUAGAAGUGGUUGAAUGUCUUGAAAAAGACAACACAAAUGUCCUUUUAACAGAGGAAGAGGGAACAGAUCUGUGCUGUGUGAUCUCCAGCCUGGCUCAGUUAAUGCUGGACCCUUAUUACAGAACGCUGAUGGGUUUCCAGAGUCUGGUGCAGAAGGAGUGGGUGGCUGGUUGCCAUGCCUUCCUGGAUCGAUGUAAUCACCUCCAUCAGAAAGACAAAGAGUGUCAGUCUCCAGUUUUCCUGCUGUUCUUGGAGUGCGUGUGGCAACUUGUUCAGCAGCACAGCCCGGCUUUCCAGUUCUCCGAGACUUACCUGACUGUGCUGUCCGACAGUGUUCAUGUGCCAAUCUUCAGCACCUUCCUGUUCAACUCUGCCCAUCAUAGGGAAAGUGUUAUAAAGGCAGAGUCACCGAUUGCACAAAGCGGCUCAUUGAGCUGCCCUACCGUGUGGGACUGGUCUGUGCAGUAUGACAGCAAGGCCCAGAACUACUUCUUUAACCCCUUGUAUUCGGAGAAGGUGAAACCUGAGAGAACUAUACGCAAAACUCACAAGCCCAAGCACCAAAGACAGUUAUCCUUACCCAGCUCUGCCUUCAAAACGCCACCAAAGAAAGGUUUCUUUAAGGAUGAGACCGAAAGCCUUAAAAAGAUGCUGCGAGUUAAACGUAUCAGUCGCUGGAUGGGGUCUCCUGACUCCCCCGCGGUGGCCUCCAGAGAGUUCUAUGAGUCCUGGCAACAGCGUCCUCUGGACUAUCACGGCCUCCUGCUCCCCUGCCUGGACGGACCGGCUCUCCGCCUCUGGAUGCAGCGCUACCUGCGCUGGAUACCUGAGGUGCACAUCCUGGGUGGAGGCUCUGUGGCCGUCAUGACCAAGCUUAUGGAACUGCUAGGUCAGGUGCAGGACAUGAAGCGUAUGCUGGAGCAGAGAGACCCAUUACAAGCUGUUAAACUUGAUCACCGUCCACAGCUUCAGCACAGGCCAAUCUCAUUUGGCUCCUCAGGGCGCAUGUCAUCCUCAUUCCCCUUCACCUACAGCCGAAACCGAUCUUUCAGGCCCAUUAUUCCUACAGGUCUGCUGCAAAGUCUUAUGUUAACUGACAACUUAGCCAACCAAGAGGAUGAGGUAGUUUAGGUUGUGAGUUUGGUUUAACAGGGAAUUCCUAUUCCUAUUAUCUAUAUAUAAAAAAUUCAUUCAUUAAUUAUUUCUGUUAGGUAAAUACAGGAUUAUAGUGGCCUUAACUUGUCAGAUCCAGAUAUUAAAAAUGCUGAUGGUGCAUCAAAAGUGCCUUUGGUGCUAAGCAGGUCCUUUUGGAAAGUAAUAUAGGCCUUUGCCAAACCAAAUGUGCUCUGUGUUAAAAUGAGCCUUAAGACAGGAUGUAAGCUUUUGUCUAUCACAUGGGGGGUCCCAAACUUAAGAAAACAGGAAGCACAGAACAAUACAUGAGAUCAGCAGUGUCUCAGAGAUACAGUCCUCUUUUGUAUUAUGUGCACUGUGUGGUUCUUAUUUGGCCAAGGAUAGACAUAAUUUUUUAUUUUUUUUUUGGUCCUUUCACUGAAUUGGAUGUUGUAACUGGUAGAUCUUGAUGCUGAACAUAACAUAAAAAAAAUACCUAGAAACAAAUGAAAUCAAAACUGAAUAUGAAUAUCCUCAUGCUUAUUUCACAAGUCUAAGGACAGAAUGUUAGUGGAAAAAACAAACAAACUUUUUUUUAGUCCUUUAUCUGAGGAAUUUAUCAACCAUUUGUUCUGAGUAAAUGUCACUCAAGCAUGUGAGAAAUUUUCAGUCAGUACAAAUACAGAAGGAUUCAGCUAAUCAACUUAAGAAGAAUUCAUCUAAAGAAUCAUUUAUAAAGUAUCUAUACAGUAUAUAGGAAAAAACAUCCUAAUAGAUUGCAAGAGUUUGCAAAUUUAACUAUUCGAGCAUAAGCUAAUGUCAUACUCUAUCUGCAUUUGCAAUUGUUUUUUCUUCUUUGCAUCACCUGCAGAACUACUGCCACAAAUCAAAAGAAAAUUCUGUCAUUAAUUACUCACCAUCAUGUCUUUUGAAAUUUGUAUGACUUUCUCUCCCUCUCUCUCUCUCGUGGAACACAGUAGGAGAUGUUGGGUAAAUGUUAGGGACUGAAAGCAUCAGUUCCCCAUAUACUAAUAUUUUAUGGUAAAAAGAGCAGCUUCAACAUUCUUCAAAAUUUCUCUUGUGUUCUACAGAAGUCAUACGUGUUUGGAACAAUAAGAGGGUGAGUAAAUGAUGACAGAAUUAUCAUUUUCGGGUAAACCAUUCCUUUAAAAUUAUAUAUAUAUAUUUUUAGCAUGUUACCAAUUGUUUUUCAGUUUUUUUUGGGGGGGGGUUCUGUCUCAGUAUCUAAUUUAAUGUAAUGAAGAUGAUGUAAGCUCCAGUACCAAGUUGUUAUUUGCUGGGAAAAGUGUAUAGAAAGCAGUUUUCUUCCCAGUUAGUUUGUUUAUGCCUCCUCCACCCUUGUUUUUGCACUACUGCUCUCUGCCAGUCAGUCACUGUUACUGUUACUUGAACAGUCAGCUGUAAAUCUGAUUCUGUUCAGUUCAGCUCUGCUGUAACAUAUUACUGUAUAAUUGGUGUGUAUAUUUCUAUAACUAACUUAGAGUUUAGUCUUGCAAUAUAUGGAAUAUGUCAAUAGGUUUUUCUUAUUUUGGACCAUUGACUUCAACAUUUUAAUUUCCAUGUAAGAAUAAAAUGAAAUACUUUUAUAUCUGCACUUGGGGAAAAAUAUAAUUCAAAUAAAAGACUAGAUAAAUGCUUUGCAUUAAUGAUUAAUUUUAGUAAAAGGUAACGGCUUGCUGCUAGAUGAAGGGCCUUGUCGGUGACUGAACCCUUAAUGAGGUUUUUCAUCUAAUAAACUUUAAACUCUCUUUAUUCAAAAAAUGUUUUAGCUGCAACUCCUAGUUGGCUAACCACCUUUUUCCUACUUUUAGUAUAUCAAAUUGCAAAUGUCUUUAUUUUAUGUUUUUUAUAGAUUUAUUAAUAUAACUUUUUAACAUUAAAAAAAGUAAUGUGUGAAAAAGUUGAGAAAUAACCCAUAUACAGAAAAAUAUAUAGUAAAAUACAAGAAACGCAGAAUAUGGACACCUGUUAAAUUUAUGCGCUUUUAAUAAAUAUUUCAUUAAUGGCCCCAAUUGAGGUGUUUCAAAUAUAUUGAGCUUCAUGUCUGGGUCUGAGGGGAGUCAUGGGGGUGGGUUAUUUUAUUUGAUUUGAUUGCAUUUUUUUCAUCGCAUAUUCUACAAAUAAUGAAAAAAAACAAUUAGCACUGCAUUGGAAGAGGGAGAGAAAGAAAAAAGCAUAUAUAUGUAUGUGUAUAUAUACACCGAUCAGCCACAACAUUAAAACCACCUAUAUAUCAUAUUGUGUAGGUUCCCCUUGUGCCACCAAAACAGCGCCAACCCGCAUCUCAGAAUAGCAUUCUGAGAUGCUACACUUCUCACCACAAUUGUACAGAGCAG
Messenger RNA from Myxocyprinus asiaticus (Chinese sucker), 4707 nucleotides. It is a transcript of the gene mtmr12, whose product is annotated as myotubularin related protein 12. The coding region runs from base 116 to 2368 and encodes 750 amino acids. The record is from RefSeq and is a predicted model, not a curated record. The transcript is spliced from 16 exons. NCBI's taxonomy places the organism in Eukaryota, Metazoa, Chordata, Actinopteri, Cypriniformes, Catostomidae.